Molecule: messenger RNA, 1011 nt
Organism: Cercopithifilaria johnstoni
Lineage: Eukaryota; Metazoa; Nematoda; Chromadorea; Rhabditida; Onchocercidae
Source: the annotation of a GenBank genome assembly
AUGAAUGAAAUUCCAGGUGGAUCGGUCAAGGGCAUAUGUUGCCGCCCAGAACGUCAUAUCUUAUCCGUAUUCGAUCUUACAAAAUGGUGCCGCUCAAAGGCUUAUAUGGAAUAUAUGGCAAUGGUAAAUGAACUGAAUGAUGCUGUGAAAGGUGUUUUGUCGACGGAAGAUAUCCCUAUGAGUCCGAAAGUUAUGGAUGCAAUUGACAUUUUGGAUGAACUCCAGAAAUGGACAUUAGAAUAUCCACCAGAAGAUAUAGGAGCACAACGUUUUGGUAAUGUUGCUUUUCGUAAAUGGCAUCAGCGUCUGACAGAGGAAGCCGACGAUAUAAUUUAUGGCCUUUUAACUGCAGAAAGAAAGAACUUUGUAAUGGAAUUAGUUCCAUACUUUUUGGAUUCAUUCGGUAAUGCAACGCGAAUCGAUUAUGGAUCAGGGCAUGAAGCCUCCUUUCUGAUAUUUAUGCUUUGCCUUCGCAAACUGGGUGUAUUUGUGCCAGCAGACAAUCGCUCACUUGUGCUACGAUUAUUUCUGAAAUACAUACGAUUGAUACGGUGUCUUCAAACUACUUAUAGAAUGGAACCAGCUGGAAGUCGGGGCGUUCAUGCACUAGAUGACUUUCAGUUCAUGCCUUUUCUUUGGGGCAGCUCUCAGCUUAUCGGAAAUAAACGAUUGAUACCAGAGUCUUACUUGAAACCUGACAUUGUCGAAAUACAUGCUUCAAAGAACUUAUUUUUUGAUGCUGUCCAGUACAUCAAUAACACAAAAAAUGGUCCUUUUCAUGAGCAUUCAAAUCAGUUAUGGAAUAUUAGCGCCGUGCAAACCUGGGAAAGAGUCAAUUCUGGCAUGUUUAAGAUGUACGAAGCUGAGGUCCUCAAAAAAUUUCCAGUCGUGCAACACUUUCAGUUUGGAUCUUUGUUUUCAAUAGAACCGAUGAAAGAAAUGAACGAUCCAAACUUAAUUGAUGCGGAUAAUGGUAAUGUUAUCACAGGAUCUCCAACUUCUAAAUGUUAA